UAAAUUAAUAUAGAAACCUUCUUAAUUGUCAAAAUAAUCAACUUUAAAAUGUCUCAAUAGCUUUAAUAUAUUUAAAUGAUAUUAAAAAAACAAAAAUAAGAAAUAAAUUUAUUUGAUUUUAACUAUUCAAUUGAUCUAAUAGAAAAGUUAUGCAAAGCUAAAUGUUCUUCUGUGAAAGUUUCAGAAAUUGAAAAAAAAAAAUGUGUAAUAUGUAAUUAAUUUAUUUAGUAAUAACAAAAAUAAUUCUGCGAUUGUUUUAUCCAUGAGUAGUGCUUUAGUAAUUACUACAGAUAAGAAUAUGAAAACUAAAUGUAAGCGGAAUUUUCCUCAAUAUAUAAAAAUAUUCCAACUUCAAAUCAAAAAAUAAUAAAUUGUUAUUUUUGCUAAAAAAAAAUUUUUUCAUCAUUGGAUUUUAUUUUUAAAGAGCUUAAAAAUUAAAAAUGCUCACAUUAUAAAUGCAAAAAAGCUGUAGGAAUGUAAAAAAUAGAGUAUUAUUGUUAAUGCGGCUAAAAUAUAUAAUUUCUCCAUUAAGAAUGCUUUAUUGUUGAGUAUAAUGAAGCAAAUUUUGAAACUGAAUAGAUGAAAUGCUAAAAAUGUCGCUUCAAAAUGAAGUUCAUAGAUAGCUAAUUAAAUAAUCGAAAAUAAAAAUUGUAAUAUCAUUGUGAUUUGUGUCAAAAAUAAGACUAAAUUGAUAAUUAAAUUCCCUUUUAUUCAGCUAUAAUUUGCAAUUGUAAUAAAAUAUAUUGUUAAUUAUGUUUUUCAAAGUAUCUAGAAUAACAUUAACAACAAUCUUUAAUUUAUUUUUAAGAUGAAAGCAUUACUGAAUUCUAAUGUUUAAGUCAAGUACCAAAAUGCAAUGUGGAUCAGAGAUAAUUAAAAUAAUUUUAAAGGACUAAGGCAGGCAAAAAAUUUCUCAAUAAGGUAUAUGAGUGCCUUAAUGAGGAAAUGAUUAAAAAUGAAAAUAUAUUAACAUGCCCUGGAUUUUAUUUUAGGGAUAAAAAUAGUGGAAAAGUGGAAAAGCAAUCUGCUUAAAAAUAUAUUACUAUGAAGAGAUAGUCUGAGUUUGAUGAAGAUGUUAAAAAAGAAUAUUAAGAAAGUCUUCAAAAGCUUUAAUAAAAGUAUGAAAUUAUAGAAUGCAACAACAAAUUUUAAGUUGAUUUUUAAGGGGAUGAAAGAAUAUUUAAAUGCAGUAAUUGUGAAUAUCUUGAUUGCAGAAAUUAGGAAUGUAAGUCUCCACAUUUCAACUUAUCAUGCGAAAUAUUUAAACAACUUAAAUAAUUUAAAAAUCGAAAUUAAUAAAAUAUAAGUUAAUUAAAUAGUAAUUAUCAAAAUGCAAUUUAUAAAGUUAGAUAUGAAAAUUAAAUAAUUAUUGUAGAUUAAUAAUUUUAUAAUCGUUUAAAGGAGGAUCCGAAAAAUUAAAUUGACUUAAUUGAAGAAAUCAAAAAUCCAUUUUUCUAAGCCUGCAAUUUACCCUUUGAUCUAUUUGAUCCUCAGUAUGAUAAAGAUUGGGAGUAAUAUAAAAUUUAAAAUAAACUAUAGUCUUCUAGAGGAAAAAUCAAAGGAAAAGAUAUAUAAUACAAUUAUCCUAUUCAUUAAAAUUUAUUUGGAUAUGGAAUUAAUAUAUAAAAGCUUUACGGUAAAUAAGAUAAUCUAAAAUGGCUGAGCAGAAAUACAGAUGAAGACACGUACAUUGUGGGUUAUCAUGGGACUAAAUCAAUAGCUGCAGUAUAAGGUAUUAUAGCAAAUGGAUUCUAAGCUGGUGCUGGCUAGGCAUAUAAAGGAAGUCAUUGUCCUUAUACAAACACGAUAGUUGGAGUAGGAGUUUAUUUUGGUGCAAGUAUCAAUGUUGCAUACGGGUAUACAUCUCCGAUAAGAAUAUAGAAUCAAAUAUAUCGAAUCAUAUUCUAAUGUCGCUUAAAUAGUAGAACAGUAAAAAGCGCUUGUUAAAUAGGAACAGUCGGCGAAUACUAUGUAGUAAAUAACCCAAAUGAUAUUAAAAUUUAUAGAAUUUUACUAAUUAAAGAAUAAUGA
Tetrahymena thermophila SB210 is the source of this 2031-nucleotide messenger RNA. RefSeq lists its product as hypothetical. NCBI's taxonomy places the organism in Eukaryota, Ciliophora, Oligohymenophorea, Hymenostomatida, Tetrahymenidae. The record is from RefSeq and is a predicted model, not a curated record. The transcript has a single exon.